Molecule: messenger RNA, 552 nt
Organism: Cynocephalus volans (Philippine flying lemur)
Lineage: Eukaryota; Metazoa; Chordata; Mammalia; Dermoptera; Cynocephalidae
Gene: KISS1
Product: KiSS-1 metastasis suppressor
Exons: 3
Coding region: 118-552 (144 amino acids)
Biological process (GO): positive regulation of cytosolic calcium ion concentration; G protein-coupled receptor signaling pathway
Molecular function (GO): kisspeptin receptor binding
Source: RefSeq, a predicted model, not a curated record
GAGCAAACCCAGGAGCCCAGCUCCCGGUCGUCUCAUCACCUUAGAGACCCUGCUGAGCGCUCACCAGGGCCAGGACUGAGCCAAGGGUGCUUCUAGGACCUGCCUCUUCUCACCAGGAUGAACUCACUGGUUUCUUGGCAGCUACUGCUUUUCCUCUGUGCCACUUCCUUCGGUGAGCCAUUAGAAAAGGUAUCACCUGUGGAAAAUGCUAGACCCACAGGCCAGCAGCUGGGACCCCCGGCCCUCCUGGCCGCCUGGGAGCAGAGCCUGCGAUGCGCCGCCGCCGCCGCCGCCGCCGCCGCGAGCAAGCCCGUCCCGGCCGGGCCGAGCCCCCGGGGGGCCUCGCUGUGCGCGCCUCCCGAGAGCUCGGCGGGGACCCAGCGGCCGGGCCUGUGCGCCCCCCGCAGCCGCCUGAUCCCCGCACCUCGGGGCGCGGUGCUGGUGCAGCGGGAGAAGGACCUGUCCUCCUACAACUGGAACUCCUUCGGCCUGCGCUACGGCAAGCGGCGGAGCGCGCCGGGCAGCCGCGGCGCAGGUGCCGGCCGGCCGUGA